Cucurbita moschata (crookneck pumpkin) is the source of this 2430-nucleotide messenger RNA. RefSeq lists its product as uncharacterized. The transcript has 11 exons. The record is from RefSeq and is a predicted model, not a curated record. NCBI's taxonomy places the organism in Eukaryota, Viridiplantae, Streptophyta, Magnoliopsida, Cucurbitales, Cucurbitaceae. Bases 581 to 2419 code for a protein of 612 amino acids.
GUUCAGAAUUGAUUUCUGCGUAAGGACAAAGGCAACGACGUGACCAUCAUUCGGUUCCAUCGAAUCUUACGAACCCAGUGCUCCGCGCCAAGUCACCCCUUCCUUUUUCCUUCGCCACAUUGGUUUUCUUCAGCACCCAUCUCCUUGAUUUCCUCCAAACCUCUUACCCUUCAUCAAUUUACUCUGUUUUUCUUCAACCCCACCUCGAAAAUGGCUGUUUUCAGCCAUUUUUUCUAGUUGUUGCCAUGGGAGAUGGGUUAACUUAACGUAUUCGAACAACCCUUCUUCGGUUUCGUACGUUUCUUCUUCUUCUUCUUCUUCUUCUUCUUCUUCUUCUCUUUCUCUCUCGAUCUGUACCCUUUUUUUCACUUAGUUUUUUGGAUUCGAUUACUUCUUGAAACCUGUGGCGGUGGAGGGAGUUAGUCCCAAGGGCAAAACGAACGCCUGCCGCUGACCCUGUUUCUGGAUUUGCUCGUAUCAGCUGUCUUUGUCUCCUCACCGAUGUGAUUUGUAUGGAAUCUUAUUGAGAUCUGCGUUAUCUGUCGGGGAAUUUUAUCAGGAAAAAAAAUUCAAAUGCAAUAUGGAGAAAAGGAAAAGAAUCACACAGUACAGGGAGAGGCUAGACAAAACACUCGCAUCUACCGACCUGUCAACCCAGGAGUCUAUCAAGUCCCUUGUGUCUAAUCAACUUCGUCGUUUGGAUUCGAAACAUGGAACUGAAGGAUGUAACGAAAACGUAGUAGCGAGAAGAACCGCUGAAGUAUCGAAUUUUCUUGACAUGUUGAGGAGUGCUUCCAGUAAUGGUAGCAGCAGAGCUUCUGAGACGGCGCAUUCUGAAUGGAAAACAAAGCACGAUGAUGAAGAGUUUCGGGUUAUGUAUCGUGAAGGACCAAAGGGCGCUCCGUAUCAUACAUUACUUGUUGAAGGCUUUGUAGAUGGGCCUGUUGAUGUUUGUUUGUGCACUUCCUGGGAGUCUGAAUUGUAUAAGAGAUGGUGGCCUCAAUUUAAUCUGCCAUCUUUCAAAAUUCUCACCAGCAAAUGUCUCGAGAAAGUACGGAUCAGUGAACAGAUUGCGUUAGUAAGGGUGAAGGUUUCAUGGCCGCUGUCGACCAGGGAGAUCGUUGUGCACUACUUUUUGUUCGAGUACUUUCAGGAUGAUCUUGUCGUUGUUCUUCUGAACUCGAUAUCUGAUCUGGACAGUAUUGAUAUAACUACUCAUGGAUUCACCAGGCAUGCUAUCCCGGACCCAGAAGACGUAAUAAGGAUUGAUGUCGUGGGAGGCUUUGCUAUACAGAAGGUGUCAGAUACUCGGAGCUACUUCCGGACAAUUGCAAACAUGGAUAUGAAGCUGGAUUUUGUCCCUCCAUCGCUCAUAAACUUUGUCUCAAGGCAACUCAUUGGCAGUGGUUUCCGACUCUAUCAAAAGGUAGUGGCUUCUAUGUUCAAAUCUGAUGAAGAUUUUAUGAAUGCCUUGAAAGACCCACUGUACACUCGUAUAAAUGAAGCUCUCUACGGGAGGAAUCAACAAGAUAAGGUGUUGGAAGAAAAUGAGCUCAGUUUUCAAAUCGAUCAAACUGGAAUGCAUCAUUUUCAAGAGGUGCAUCUGGAAAACUCGACCGAAGAGCCGCAGGAAAACUCGAUGGAAGAUGAGAAGGAUCAUGUCAUAUACGAUGCAAACGAGCCCACAAAAACUGCCAUGGAAAUUAACGAGAUUGAGGAGGAAGAGUACAUAGAAAUUAGGCACGAUGAAGACGAAGAUCGAGAUAAAGAUGCCAUUUUAGGAAGAAGUAUUGCAGAAAAAUGUAAUUUGAAGGAUCAAAGAAUCACUAAAAUCAGUCCAGAGGUGGAAAAGGCUCUGAAAACUUUAGACGACGCCAUUUAUAUGAUGAGGAAACGUAGAUCCAAUACUGAAACAAAGGCUGCUUCAUGCUUGAGUGAUGAAAAGCCUCCGAAUAUAGCGAAGGAUACUGGAAAGAACUCGAGUACUUCGGAAGACAGCAACGUUCAUCCGAAAGUCGAGCUUUCUGCUAGUUUGUCAAAGAACAAAACCACUGAGAGAACUUCAAAUGAACCUGCUCGAACUAGUUCUAACCAUAGUUCCAGGCGUUUAGGAUCAUCAAGUUCUUUGUCCAAGGAUGUCAACCACAACAAAAUAGUUCCAGCAUCUCCGGAACAGAAAAUUUUACCCCUCGCACCUGCUGAAGUUAACCACACAAUGUCGAGUUUCAUCAAACACGGACCCACCAGAAACCCGAAUUCGAAUCAAAGUUCAGAUUAUCAUGUUAAGCAACCGACCAGUGAGCAUAAUGGCGUCGACAAAAUCAGCGAAAACACAGUGGAGAGGUACAUAAGGAACAGAAAAACCCGGUACUGGUGCUUUCCGGGCAGUCCGAUGGGGCUUAAGAAAGGAAGGAGCUGAAAUCUAGUUGA